Molecule: messenger RNA, 755 nt
Organism: Ceratina calcarata
Lineage: Eukaryota; Metazoa; Arthropoda; Insecta; Hymenoptera; Apidae
Gene: CPR4
Product: cuticular protein 4
Exons: 2
Coding region: 156-521 (121 amino acids)
Cellular component (GO): extracellular matrix
Source: RefSeq, a predicted model, not a curated record
GUGUCACGUCCGAAGACUGUUUGCGAUGCAUCAGGAGCAUCGGAUUCGACGAUCCUACUCGGUGCUACCUAUAAAUACGUUUGCCACUAGAAAUUGAACGGUCAGUUUCUUCUUUGACUUUCGUUCAAUCGUCGGAUUACCUGAACUAAAUCACUAUGGCUAAGGAAAUAAUCAUCGUACUGGCGCUCAGCGUGAUAGCUCUUUGCAACGGAGGCGUCAUUCAUCCUCUGCCAGCGGUGGCGAAAGUCGCACCCUUGGAUCCAGGAUUGAAUUACGACCCCCAUCCGCAGUAUACUUACGCUUACGACGUGCAGGAUAAUCUAACCGGGGACUCGAAGACUCAACACGAGACCAGGAACGGCGACAUCGUUAGCGGUAGCUACAGUUUCAUCGAGGCCGACGGCACCAGAAGAACCGUGGAGUACACGGCGGAUCCCGUUAAUGGAUUUAACGCAGUGGUUCAUAGAGAGCCGGUGGCAGUCAUUAAGCCCGUGAAAGUCGCCCCUGUGGCUUUCCCUUGAUGAUAAAAAUAAACUGUGGACUUGAUGCAUAAAAUUAUUCAGCGUUUAAAUGAUGUCUAACUAGUCAUGUAACCAUCAUAUUGUAUAUAAAGCAAUCAUUCUAUUAUACGCACUGAUACGUUUUUAUUAAAGUAUUUUAUAAAAUAUAUUAUUGUUACUAUUCUCUUCCUCAACCUCUAACUUUAAGUACAAUGUUCUAAUGAUGAAUUGAUUUAAAAUUUCAACGUGCAUUCA